Molecule: messenger RNA, 2857 nt
Organism: Ostrea edulis (European flat oyster)
Lineage: Eukaryota; Metazoa; Mollusca; Bivalvia; Ostreida; Ostreidae
Product: NF-kappa-B inhibitor alpha-like
Exons: 2
Coding region: 90-1025 (311 amino acids)
Molecular function (GO): protein binding
Source: RefSeq, a predicted model, not a curated record
CCAAGUUCUAUAUUUAUCGCUGAAAAUUUUCAAUUUUUUUUUUAACUGUCAUAUUCGUUGUUUGGAGAAGUAAACAAAACAAACUGAUCAUGGAGGAUAAAUGUACGCUAAAUAGCGCCCCCAGUGAGGAUGACCCGGCGUGUACCAGUUUAGAGGAGGACGGCUGCGGGAACCCAUCUCUAUCCAGUGUACCCACUAUCUUUGAGUCGGGGUACUUCUCUGGCGUUCCUCAUGCAAGUGCGGACCAAGACAUUUUCUCUUCUCUAGACCUAGUGAAUUCUAAACAAACGCCCCAAAGUCCUGGAAUUAGCCAGCCCUUAAAAGGUCUUCAGAUUUCUCCAAGUCCUACAUCUUUAGUACAUCACAAAGAGGAAACGUCACAAUUUUCACACCGCGAUAAGGAUGGUGACACGCAGUUACAUAACGCCAUCUGGCAGAAUAAACCACAAACGGCUGACUACGUCAUCAAGCGUACACCCACGUGUGACAAGGAGUGGCUGAAUUCUCCAAAUCUACAUUUACAGACACCAUUACACGCUGCCACAUUGAAAAGAAUGGUGGAUAUCACCGCCCUCCUUAUUGAAAAGGGGGCAAACAUAUGUCAAUGUGAUAUUCAUGGAGAAACACCAUUACAUAUUGCUAGCAGGGAAGGGUUUGAGGACAUAGUGGAAAUAAUUCUAAGAACAGCGAACAGACAAUCUAUUCUGGAAUGUAUAGAGACACGUAACUACAAUGGUCAGAAUUGUCUACAUUUAGCUGCUUUCAAUCUACGUUUUGAGAUAGUUAGACUUUUGGUAUCCAAUGGGGCUGAUGUAAAUGCUACGGACGGCAUGUACAACAAAACCAUUCUUCAUUAUGCUGUCGAUAAACACAGUUCCGAUUUGCUGCACUGUGUGCUGCGCUUAGAAAAUGUUUGCUUGACUGUUACUUCAUAUGCUGGAGAGACUGCCUUGCAAUUAGCCGAACAAAACCGAUAUGAUGAAAUGACUAAAGCGUUAAGGGAAUACGACAUUUCAUUUAUAUAGUAAAUGAUUUAUCAUAUUCUAUUAAAAAUUUCCUUUUAAUUUUCAUUAUUCCCCGGUUUUUGUUAUACAUGUAUUCUGUGUGCUUUUAUCAAGAAAUAAGAAAAGUAGAAAAAUACGUAAAGAUAUUAAAGUACACGGGCUUAAAAAUCACAGAGUGCAUCCACAUAGAUUAAUUAAUUAAAAAUACACAGAUUUGUAUUUGAUUCAAAAUAAUUAUGCGUGCAGUGUACAAGAAUUUGAAAUUCAGUGUUACUGUUCAUCUCAGAGUGUUCCUAAUGUUAUUACUUAUUUAUCAGAAGUUUGAAUCCAAACUACCUCGUGUAAAGAUAUCAAGACAAUGAUGCAUCUCAACAUAAACUAAAGGAGUAAAUUACAACAUACGGGUUGUCGCAAAAAUAUACCAUUUUAUAUAGCCGCCAGAAACACAUGCUUUGACCAAUUUCUUUGAUCUUGUAUUUAAUAGUUGGAUAAAUACGAUUUUAUAGCAACAGAGUAGUGCGAGAAAAUGGCCCGCAUAAUUGGAAUUGUCACGUUACAAAAUUACAUCGUAAUAUUGCUAAGAAAUGCCUUUCAAACUAGAUUUAUCAAAGGAGCGAGCUACCCUUAUCUUAAAACUGUAUUACCAAACACAGUCUUUAAUUGCUGUUACAAGAAUAUUGAAAAAAGAUUGAUUUUUUUUUUAAAGUCGAAUCACCAAGCAUAAAAUUUUAAGGAUAGUGAAGAAGUAUGAGGAAACAAAAUCCAUAUUCAAAGAAACAGAACAAUGGAGGCAGGCGAAGGUCGGUGAGAAAUCGGGAGGGGGGGGGGUGCAAUCCAUCAAGUACAAAGGGCCAUAAAAGAAACACUGCAUAGAUUUAUUAGGAAAGUCAUAAGUGAUGCGAGUAUCAGUGUGUCGUAUAGUAUAUCUAAUAUUCGCGGAAUUUGAAUAUUUUGUCUACAUAUCGAAUAACUGUGAGGUAGCGAUUGAAGCAAAGUGAAGUUGACAGUCGCCUUACAUUUGCAAAAUGGAUGAAGGAACAUGAUGCAAUUGUCAGUGACAUUUGAUUUUCCGAUGAAGCAGCACCUACAAGAGAUAGUGAACGAGGGAAAUUCUCGAUACUCGCGGAGUGAAAACCAAUCUUAUUCUUAAGAAAAAUAUUUGCUUUGGCCGCCAUGAAUUCUAGAGGGAUAAUUGAACCUUUGUGUUUUCAAGAUGAAGCAGGAGAAACUUAGAAUGUAAAUAGUACUGGGUACUUUGAUAUAUAUAUAUUUUUAAUAAAAGGAUUUUUGCCAUGUUUGAUAAGAAGAGGUUUAAAUCCUAAAACCACAGAUUGGCUACAUGAAAGAUGCAAUGGAAAUUUCAUCUCUUGGCCUUCUCAUUUCCCUGAUCCGAAUCCCUAAAUUUCUUUUCAUGGGGAUUUCUCAACGACAUUGUGUACAAAUCCCAACCUGAAUUCUUAGCAAAUUCAAAACUUAUACUUCGGAGGGAAAUCCACAGGAUAACUGCCAAGACAAGCCCAGCUGUCAGAAGGAUUUUAUACUCAACGUUUUGACAUCAUCAUUAUACCCAGAAAGGACGUCAUUAAGAAUAUGAAAGUUGAAGAUAACGAACAGUAAUCAAUCUCAUAACUCCUAUAAGCAAUACAAAAUAGAGAAGUGAGCAAACACGGACCCCUGGAUAUACCAGAGGUAGGAUCAGGCGCCUAGGAGGAGUAAACAUCUUCUGUCGACCGAUCACACCCGCAUAUCAUGUAAAACUUGUAGCAUAUUUUAAAGUGAACUCAUUUUGUUCUUUUCAUGUUGACAUCUGUCAAAUUCUGUGUAUAACAUGGGGCAGUGUAUGUAACAUUUAC